GGGCUUUUCCCCGCUGUCGUGACGACGGCCAGCUUUGUCAGCCUCAAGUGGGAGAUCGACGAAGUCGAGUCGCUCGAGGCUGUGAAGCCGAAACCGUCAGCGACGGGACUCGACGCCACGUUCGGCCUGCCUCAGGACGGAGUGACAUUUCAGUCGGACCCACCGGCACCUCGACUCGACUUCGUCAAACACGUCGAGCCCGGCGUCCGCAUGCGGCUGGAAUGCACUGUACACUCCGAGCCCCAGUCGACCGGCCUCGAGUUCGAGUCCCGCUCCACCGGACAAGCUGGCCCACCGGUCAGUGUCUAUCUCACCUGCCCUCUGGCGAAUGGUGUCUGUCUGGAGGACUGUAAAUCAUCCGCUUGGGUGGAGGGCAUCCAGUGUGAAGAGCUCCUCCGCCCGGCAACCGAGCCGCCCGACAUGCCGGUCGCCUGGCGCCAGGACAGACGGGCAGACGAGCCGGAGACGGGCGCCCAGCAACGCGUCUUUCGCUACCUCGUGCCGCAGGUGACCGGCCGGCACAACGGCACUUGGGCCUGCCAGAGCCGGGGCAGUUCGAGUUUGCAGAAGCAGUUGGUUGUCUCGGGUAAGCUUUGUCCACAACAGGGCAAGCAACCUCACCAACGAGUUGCCAUGGGCAACAGAGUGGUCUUGCGCAUAGAAGAUGUCUGA
This is a messenger RNA of Protopolystoma xenopodis, 672 nucleotides long. Lineage: Eukaryota; Metazoa; Platyhelminthes; Monogenea; Polystomatidea; Polystomatidae. The record is from the annotation of a GenBank genome assembly.